AAUGGAGCCAAACACUGGGAGACAAUGGAGGAGACAGACAUCGGCGUGGAUCACAGGAGAUGAGCCCCCUGACAUGCCACAGACCGCCUCGAGUGAGACCAGUAGUUCAUCCAGUGAGAACACCUCGUUCAAUGUGCACCAACACCUGGCUCAAACCAACAGGAGCAUACUUAACUGGUGCAUCUUCCACACGCAGGAAGCGAAAAAAUAAGAUGGAAGCCACUAUGGAUGUUUUUGCCAAGAACAUCAAAGAAGCCCUCUCUCAGUCAGAUGAUACUGAGCUACAGCUUAAAUUGCAAGCAGCCCAGCAUGCCCACAAAUUAAAAAUGAUGACACUAUUUACACAGUUUCUAGCAGGAAGACAAGCAUACCAGCCACCUCCUUUCCUAGGCCAUGCCGCCGGGUCAAGCUCUUACUCAGAUCAUGUUCACUCUCCUAGGUUUGGCCAAGAAUAUUCCCACCCUGCUCCCUUUACCCAGGAUCACAAAUGGCCAAUUCUUCACCAAAAUGAUGGCCACCCCUGUCCCCCUUUUUACCAGGAUUAUGUCUCUGCUGGUCCCUUUCACCAUUCCCACCAUCCUUUCUUUCCAGCCGAGCGUACUCCCCUCCUUCCUCCUGAUACCCCACCUCCACAAAACGUCACCACCCUUCAGCCUCCUCCCUCUCACUAGAGCCGCAUCUGCUCUCAGCCAGUCAGUUCUCCCCAGCAAAAUCCAAACAUCCCCGAGUCACAAUUUGCAUCACCCCCAUCAUUAGAGGAUAACUAAAACCCUUAUAUUUUUUUUCAGACUUAAUAAGAUAAUACCAAGGUCAGAAUAACCUGUUGUUAAUUUGUAUUUCAGAUGAGCGCUGUUUUCUGAUUGUAAUGUGUA
This is a messenger RNA of Onychostoma macrolepis, 872 nucleotides long. RefSeq lists its product as uncharacterized. The transcript has 3 exons. Bases 60 to 671 code for a protein of 203 amino acids. NCBI's taxonomy places the organism in Eukaryota, Metazoa, Chordata, Actinopteri, Cypriniformes, Cyprinidae. The record is from RefSeq and is a predicted model, not a curated record.